AUCCUUUAUAUAAUAUAAAAAUGUUAAAUAGUUAUAAGAUGAACACAUUCGUUAGCAGAUGUUGAAUCUUCUUGAUGAAACUAGAUAUGAAAGUAAAUCUUUGCGAAUUUAUAUUCCUACAUGUACUACUGAUUAGUGCAACAGCAGAGUAUGUAAGAGUCUGCUAUUAUACCAACUGGGCACACUAUCGAUCAGGGAUAGCCAAGUUUACACCACAAAACAUCGACCCGUUCCUUUGUACCCAUAUUGUGUAUGCUUUCGCAAAGAUUGUAGCUGGACCAAUGCUAUCACCUUACGAAGAAAACGAUGCAGCUCUUGCUAAUUAUUAUCAAAAGGUUGUUGAUUUAAAAAAAGUAAACCCUUCCCUGAAGGUUCUACUAGCAGUAGGAGGCUGGACACAUGAAGGAGGAAGUUAUAGUCCAUUUUCUAACAUGGUACAACUAUCAUCUACAAGGAAAACCUUUAUAGCCAAUACCAUCGCUUAUUUGCGUAAAUAUAAUUUCGAUGGAUUGGACUUAGAUUGGGAAUACCCAGCAGCUUCAGGUCGAAAUUCCCCACCUGGAGAUAGAGAGAAAUUUACAAUGUUGUGUCAAGAACUAAAGGAAGCAUUUCAAGGUGAAUUUUUAUUGACCGCAGCAGUUUCUGCAAGUUCCAAGAAGGUGCCAACUUAUUAUGAAACAAACAAACUUGGUGUAUACUUGGAUGCUCUUCAUUUAAUGAGUUAUGAUCUUCACGGUUCAUGGGAAUCAAAGACAGGUCACCACACCAGCAUGGACGAAUCUGAUGAGCUUUCUGUCACUAAUGGUGUGGAUGUCUGGAUUAACGGAGGCUUUCCUUCCACAAAAAUUGCUCUUGGUCUAGGGAAUUACGGAAGAAGUUUCCAGUUAUCAACCUCUGGCAGUUACAUUGGCGCUUCUUCAAAUGGCGCAGGCUUAGGCGGAAAACAUACUGCAGAAGACGGAUUAUUGGCUUAUUAUGAAAUAUGCGAGAAAAUAAAAAUGGGCGGAAUGACCGUGAUUGAGUCAAAUUCGGCGCAUGCUCCUUAUGCAUACAAAGGAAAUCAAUGGGUUGGUUAUGAUAAUGAGGCCAGCAUGAGGUGUAAAGUGAAAACUUUAAUCAAAGGCAAAAAUCUAUUGGGUGCGAUGUUCUGGGCAUUGGAUUUAGAUGAUUUCAGUGGUCAGUUUUGUAAUGCUGGGAAAUAUCCCUUAAUGAAAGCUGUUAAAGAUGAAUUAAGCAACGACGUAGCCACAACAACAACAACUCCAUCUACGUCUAUUUCAUCAACCACCUCAACUUCAACAUCUUCUGCAACAGCCAGAACAACAACAAAAUCACCGUCACCGCCAACAUCAUCAACAACUACGACGAAAGGUCAAACUAUUUCAACAUCCAGUUCGUCGACAAUUUCUUCUAGAAGCAGCUGCAUCGCAAUCGGACCAUGGUACCAAAUUGCUGCCGAGGACGAAUGGUGCAAAACAAGUUGCGCUGCAGGCUCCUGUCCAGCUGAUCAUUGCUCCUGCGAUCCAAAAUGGAAGCCAUGGACACAUUGUCGUGCAAUAGGUGGUUGGAGUGGGCAAGAAUCGGUAGAUCAGUAUUGUAAUGAGCACUGUGCUAUUGGAAACUGUCCAAGUAGUAUGUGUUCUUGUGAGGGAACAUCCCCAGUAACAACGCCAACGACAACGACGACAAAAGGACCAACGACAAAAUCACUGUCAUCAUCACCGACGACGACGACGAAAGGAACAACAACAAAAUCACCGUCACCGCCAACAUCAUCAACAACUACGACGAAAGGUCAAACUAUUUCAACAUCCAGUUCGUCGACAAUUUCUUCUGGAAGCAGCUGCAUCGCAAUCGGACCAUGGUACCAAAUUGCUGCCGAGGACGAAUGGUGCAAAACAAGUUGCGCUGCAGGCUCCUGUCCAGCUGAUCAUUGCUCCUGCGAUCCAAAAUGGAAGCCAUGGACACAUUGUCGUGCAAUAGGUGGUUGGAGUGGGCAAGAAUCGGUAGAUCAGUAUUGUAAUGAGCACUGUGCUAUUGGAAACUGUCCAAGUAGUAUGUGUUCUUGUGAGGGAACAUCCCCAGUAACAACGCCAACGACAACGACGACAAAAGGACCAACGACAAAAUCACUGUCAUCAUCACCGACGACGACGACGAAAGGAACAACAACAAAAUCACCGUCACCGCCAACAUCAUCAACAACUACGACGAAAGGUCAAACUAUUUCAACAUCCAGUUCGUCGACAAUUUCUUCUGGAAGCAGCUGCAUCGCAAUCGGACCAUGGUACCAAAUUGCUGCCGAGGACGAAUGGUGCAAAACAAGUUGCGCUGCAGGCUCCUGUCCAGCUGAUCAUUGCUCCUGCGAUCCAAAAUGGAAGCCAUGGACACAUUGUCGUGCAAUAGGUGGUUGGAGUGGGCAAGAAUCGGUAGAUCAGUAUUGUAAUGAGCACUGUGCUAUUGGAAACUGUCCAAGUAGUAUGUGUUCUUGUGAGGGAACAUCCCCAGUAACAACGCCAACGACAACGACGACGCCCUUACCUUCUGAAAGCAGCUGCAUUGCAAUCGGACCAUGGUACCAAAUUGCUGCCGAGGACGAAUUGUGCAAAACAAGUUGCGCUGCAGGCUCCUGUCCAACUGAUCAUUGCUCUUGCGAUCCAAAUUGGAAGCCAUGGACACAUUGUCGUGCAAUAGGUGGUUGGAGUGGGCAAGCAGUAAUGGAUAAGUAUUGUAAUGAACACUGUUCUGUUGGAAACUGUCCAAUUUAUAAGUGCUCUUGUAGUAAUUAAGUUGCAUGUGCUUAAAGUUUUAUUUGUUAUUUUGGUAAUUUCUUUUAACUUUUUCUGUUAUUUUAUGUAGAGAAACAACAGCACAUCUGUUUCACCAAUUACAAAAACCGUUUUUAAAUUUCAGCGUGGCUUAGUUUAAUAAAAAUUUUUAUGCAUCUAUUUGCAAACACAAAACAUCAAAACAAAUUCUUAAAACGGCGAUAAAUAAGCAAACUAGUAAUUCGGUUGUGACUGUCGUUAUAUUAAAUAAUGUCCCCCUCAAUUUCUUCAGUUUAAUUUGAAAAACAGAAAUUUCUAUGGCAGUUAUUUUUUAAUAACAUUUUAAGUAAAAUUACAUAAUGAAUAUUCAAUAAGACGCCGCAUAUCUUUUCUUUUUUUUCUGAUUUCAUUUAACUGUAGGAGGAGCUGGUAAAACCAAAGAAAUAAAUCAACUUUUCGUCCCUCCAUUAUUUAAAUACGUCACAAAAUGAAAAACCCUUUAUUUGUAUUUCUUAUUUUCAGUAAUUGUUGUUUUAAAAAAGUGAUUUGAAAUGAAAGGUAUGCAGUUUUUAUUUUUAGUAUUUAAUAUUCUUAUAAUUUUUAUGUUCUAAUUAGAAAGGUAGCAUUUUGGGAAAUCCGCUAGUGUUUGCCAUGUGUAGGAAUCCACGUGCAGCCAUUUUUUCAUUGGGACAUCCCUCGAUAUUAGCUAAAAAGGCGAAAAGAGAGUUUGGGCGCGAGGUUGUUAUAUAGCAGGACUACUAAUAGUUUAUUUACACUUUAUCAACUUGGGGAAAAAAUUUAAAUCACUAAUCGUAGCACCAAUUUAAGAGCAAAACAAAGUAAAUAAGUGAUGCAAAAAAGGCAAGAUCCAACCUCUUUCCCAGCGCCUGUUGUCAUCCGAUGUUAGAAAAGAUACAAGAUGCACUGGGGACGAGAUUGGGCAAGAUCUUCGCACCUAUAUCAAUUUUUGACAUACCAUCCCAAAUGUAGCUAUAGGAUAACCCAGGGCUCCUUAAGAUCCACUUGUUGACGAAAAAAUCGCUAAUUAAAUGUUAAUAUAACAUGUAUAAUAAAAAUAGAUAAUAAAAAAUAAAAUGAUAAAUAAUACGCCACGUG
Messenger RNA from Hydractinia symbiolongicarpus, 3884 nucleotides. RefSeq names its product oviduct-specific glycoprotein-like. Bases 75 to 2789 code for a protein of 904 amino acids. The record is from RefSeq and is a predicted model, not a curated record. Gene Ontology annotation, cellular component: extracellular region. Gene Ontology annotation, biological process: carbohydrate metabolic process; chitin catabolic process. NCBI's taxonomy places the organism in Eukaryota, Metazoa, Cnidaria, Hydrozoa, Anthoathecata, Hydractiniidae. Gene Ontology annotation, molecular function: chitinase activity; chitin binding. The transcript has a single exon.